GUGAGAGAGGCGGCAUGUCGCCGCGACUGAGCGGCUAGAGCAUGCAGCUGACAGUGCUUCUAGGUCUGGGGUUGUGCGUUUGUAGGGUCGGGUCGAGCGAGUUUCCAGAGCGGGAAUGUUGUGACCCUGUGUACCCCCUGCCCGCGGUCUCGGCGUCGGUAACCCCGGACCCUCCGAGCUCGGUGUCGGCGUCGUCCGUCACUCAAGAAACGCACACAGGUCACCCAAUAAAAAGCAAGAUCGAAACAUACAACUGUUUGUUGGCGCGACAACUGUGCUUUGAAGACCCGUCCUGCUCGCCGAUUUUGGAAACAAUUCCGAGAGUUUGUGGUGCUGAGUUUGUAUCAUGUUCCACGGUGACAGUGACCAAGUGUCAAGCCGCCCUUAGAACUUUGCAGCUCUUCCCCUUCUUCAAACCGACCUGCCUUUGUCGCGAACCCCAGCUAGACCAGGAGUGCAACUCCUUCAGAAACUUCCUCUUUGACCAUCCCUGCAUGUUCGUCACAAAGAAAGAAAAAGACCCGUAUCCAAUAGAAGCCCUGCCCACUUGUAAUCAUGCACUUUCCGUUUGUCAGAAGGAGAAGGUUUGCAAUCAGUUAUACGAGAACUUCAAAAGUCACUGCAAAGUUCGCGAUGGCAAGUGCCUCAUGGAAGAUAGGGAGGCGUGCCACGAGGCCUGGACCAAUAUCCGAUAUACCCCGAUGUUCGGAUGCAUUUGUCCGAACAACCACAUGAAGAAGCGAUGUGACCGUGUGUUCACAUCGGUAAACCACAACCCUUGCAUAGUUAAGGAGAUAUCCAAGGAAGCGCCGUUCUCGUUUGACGGCGUCGAAUCUCAGGUAGAAAAUCCGUUGAUGGGGCUAAGAGGGGCCGUUCUUAAAGAAAGCGGGCCGAGCCAAGAGCAUUUGGGCGGCUACAGCAAAUUGUUCGGCUCGCCCGGCCUCCGUACCCGACCCAGAACCUCUAAGAUAUCUCCAAGCACAGGACCGAAAGCGGAAGAGAAUGCUUCAAUGACAUUUCAGAGUACAUGCAACCAAGCAUUGGAGCUGUGCAACAACAACUUUGAGUGCAGAAAUGCUUUAAUACCAGUCCUGCAGUUCUGCAACAUCAGUCGCUGCAAGAGACAGAACUGCAUGGAGGCUCUGCAGAAUCUUUACAGAACAGUUGAUGAUACUUGGAGCAUAGAGAUCGCCUUCUGUCUGUGCAAGAAGACCAAGAACAAUCAGGACGAAUGCCUAAUAGCACAGGAGAUCCUACACCCCGUCUGUGCACAGCAGGUUGAGGGAUCUGUGGUUCCUACAUGCCACAGCCUUGCUGAAUACUGCAGGGACGACGAUGCUUGCAAGGUGCGGCUUGAGAGCUAUGAACAGUCUUGCGCGGUGGAUAGUGUCACCAAGCAAUGUGCUGGAUCGCCUGGAGAAUGCCGCAAAGCUAUGCUGGGGAUCCUGGGCACGGCAUUGCGGUCAAACUGCGCUUGCAAGGGCACAGACUUCUCCCAGCUCUACGACUGUAUGGGCUGGCAGCGGGUGUUGUGGUUCAACCCGUGUGUCGUGGAGUCACAAAGAGAAUUUCACAUGAAGAAAGUAAAGUAUAGUAUGUCAGUAACGACAACGCUGGCAACCACGACCACGAUGGCAACCACCGUCAACUUGCUGACAACCAAAACAACCGCUCGGGCCACCACGACGACUCCAGCACCGACCACGACAACCAUGACUACAGCCGUGACGACAGCAGCGACUAUAGCGACCAGGCCACCACCACCGUCCACUACAACUACCACGACAACCACGACAACCACUACGACUACCACAACCACACCUGCUCCGACCACUCUGCCAACCACUACGCCAACCACGACGGUGGAAACGACCACGCAGUACAUCACCACGGAGUCUACCCUACCUCCGAGAUUCUGUGUGGUGCAGCGUCCCCACCAUCAAGACCAGCAAAUUCCUGAGGGAGAUGGGAAAAGAUUGUACCGAGACGACGAGCCCGACUGCUCCGAGAUUUGCCAGUGCGGUGAAGGGGAAGUUUUGUCUUGCAAUACUAUCUGUGUUGAGCGUGCUGCCUGCAAGACUGACUUUGCUUUCUACAACCACGCUGCGCCUGCCUACCAGGCUUACCGUGGCCGUUGUCUGUGCUAUUCUGGCAGGUUCAUCUGUAUGCGACCUGCACCUGGUACGUACAAGCUACCUCAAGGGGUUUUCCUUUUUCUGGGCUACAGUGAGGCAGAUGAAAAACUGCUCAGUCCUCUAAUCAAAAUACAGGUGGAAGACGCUGCCCUGUCUUUGCAGAGCCUCAUCAAAAGGAGUAUAAGAAAACAGUUCAACUGCAAUUUGUCACUAUACAGUUUGUCACAAGAGAACAUCAUCCUAGUGGCUAAACUAGCUGAUGUGAACUCCUCCUUGACCAGGAAUUUACAACAGCAGUCCAACAGUAAUUUGUUUCGCAGGGAAAAGGAGGAGUGUGUCGGAGCACUACAAGACUUCAGCGAGAAGGUCAAUUCACGACACCCAAUCGUACACUCUCAUCUGCUCCUGUCCAUCUUUAAGAUGGCUGAAGUAGAAGUUGUGGUUCCUGCGUCCAGCUCAAGUUCACCAAUUAUUGUUAAGCAUGUGCUCAAUAUAGCUGUAGUUGUAUGUUUACUAUUCGCUCAGCAAUACUUUGUCACACACUUGAUAUCGUGACAUUAGGCGCACCCUAGGGUCUCAUGUUUAUAUCUUGCAUCGUAACUAGUCUAAGUUCACUAUUGACAUCAAUUCAUAUAAUUAGAACAUGGCAAACGAAAUAGACCCCUUUUAGAUAAGUAGGUUUGUGACAAAUUAAAUGACCGUGAUUGAUUCUGCCGUCAAAUCAAUAGAUGUCAGGUUUUUUGCACAGUAUGAUUAUAUUUUGGAUAGACGAGUGACUAAAACAAAACCACAAAGUAAUAAAUCAAGCUGACAUGAAUUGAAUCGAGCAAUUAUCAUUUUAAACUUUCAUUUUCAAAAUAGUUAACUAAAAAUAGUUUUUCCAUCAGUGGGAAAGUUUUUUAUUUAAAUUCCUUGUAUUUUCAGAAUGUAAAAUAAUAGAGCUAAAGAAAACAAAAAUUAAAUCCUUUAGAAACUAGACAGUUUUUUAGCAGUGGUGCACCUGUAAAUUAUGGAAUACCAAAACUUA
Molecule: messenger RNA, 3162 nt
Organism: Macrosteles quadrilineatus (aster leafhopper)
Lineage: Eukaryota; Metazoa; Arthropoda; Insecta; Hemiptera; Cicadellidae
Exons: 15
Coding region: 42-2690 (882 amino acids)
Biological process (GO): nervous system development
Cellular component (GO): external side of plasma membrane; signaling receptor complex
Molecular function (GO): signaling receptor activity
Source: RefSeq, a predicted model, not a curated record